Molecule: messenger RNA, 6251 nt
Organism: Carassius auratus (goldfish)
Lineage: Eukaryota; Metazoa; Chordata; Actinopteri; Cypriniformes; Cyprinidae
Product: AP-1 complex subunit gamma-1
Exons: 24
Coding region: 159-2627 (822 amino acids)
Biological process (GO): intracellular protein transport; vesicle-mediated transport
Cellular component (GO): Golgi apparatus; AP-1 adaptor complex; membrane coat
Source: RefSeq, a predicted model, not a curated record
UCCGCCUGCGGUAGAAGUUCUGACUGGCAGUCAUGUAUCCCUCCGCCUGCGGUAGAAGUGCUGAGGCUGGGACCGCCGCCAUUUUGAAUGUCUGGUCCGUUCCUCCUUCCGUCGAUUGAGAAGGUUGUUCUUGUUUUCUGGUAUCAUAACGGCUGAGGAUGCCAGCUCCGAUCAGACUGCGGGAGCUGAUCCGGACAAUCCGGACGGCUCGGACACAGGCCGAGGAGCGAGAGAUGAUCCAGAAAGAGUGUGCUGCCAUUAGAUCAUCCUUUAGAGAAGAGGACAACACAUACCGCUGUAGAAAUGUGGCUAAGCUGCUUUAUAUGCACAUGUUGGGCUACCCGGCACACUUUGGCCAGCUGGAGUGCCUGAAACUGAUUGCAUCACAGAAAUUCACAGACAAACGGAUAGGAUACCUGGGAGCCAUGCUACUUCUGGACGAGAGGCAGGACGUCCAUCUAUUAAUGACGAACUGCAUUAAGAAUGACUUGAACCACAGUACACAGUAUGUGCAAGGACUAGCCUUGUGCACCCUGGGCUGCAUGGGCUCAUCCGAAAUGUGCCGUGACUUAGCUGGAGAAGUGGAGAAACUCCUCAAAACGUCAAACUCCUAUCUGAGGAAAAAGGCUGCUCUGUGUGCGGUUCACGUCAUCCGCAAAGUCCCGGAGCUGAUGGAGAUGUUCCUGCCAGCAACAAAAAACCUGCUCAGUGAGAAAAAUCAUGGAGUUCUCCACACGUCUGUUGUCCUGCUCACUGAAAUGUGUGAGCGAAGUCCUGACAUGCUCUCUCACUUCAGGAAGAAUGAGAAGCUGGUUCCACAACUUGUACGAAUCCUGAAGAACCUGAUCAUGUCAGGAUACUCCCCUGAGCACGAUGUGUCUGGCAUCAGUGACCCUUUCCUGCAGGUGCGGAUAUUGAGGCUACUGAGAAUUCUGGGAAAGGGUGAUGAUGAUUCUAGUGAAGCUAUGAAUGACAUUCUUGCACAGGUUGCAACAAACACAGAGACGAGUAAAAAUGUAGGCAAUGCUAUCCUCUACGAAACGGUUCUUACCAUCAUGGACAUCAAAUCAGAGAGUGGCCUUAGGGUUUUAGCAAUUAACAUUCUGGGACGUUUUCUUCUCAACAAUGACAAAAACAUCAGAUAUGUGGCAUUGACAUCACUACUGAAGACUGUGCAGACGGACCACAAUGCUGUGCAGAGACAUCGAAGCACUAUCGUGGACUGCUUGAAAGACCUUGAUGUGUCCAUUAAAAGGCGUGCGAUGGAGCUGAGCUUUGCCCUGGUUAACGGCAACAACAUCCGGGGCAUGAUGAAAGAGCUUCUGUAUUUCCUGGACUCCUGUGACCCUGACUUCAAAGCGGACUGCGCAUCAGGGAUCUUCCUGGCUGCUGAGAAGUAUGCGCCCUCCAAAAGAUGGCACAUAGACACCAUUAUGAGGGUUUUGACAACGGCAGGGAGUUAUGUCCGGGAUGACUCUGUGCCCAACCUCAUCCAGCUAAUCACAAAUAGUGUAGAGAUGCAUGCCUACACUGUACAGAGACUCUACAAAGCCCUCCUGGAUGACAUCUCUCAGCAACCUCUAGUACAGGUGGCAUCCUGGUGCAUAGGAGAGUAUGGAGACCUGUUGGUCUCAGGCCAGUGUGAGGAGGAGGAACCCAUUCAGGUUUCUGAAGAUGAGGUCCUGGAUGUUUUAGAAGGUCUCCUUGUUUCUAACUUGUCCACCCCUGUAACGAGAGGUUAUUCCCUGACCGCUAUCAUGAAGCUGUCCACCCGUUUCAGCAGCCUCAAUCGAAUCAAAAAAGUGGUGUCGAUAUACGGCAGCAGCAUAGAUGUGGAGCUGCAGCAGAGAGCUGUGGAAUAUAACGCACUUUUCAAAAAAUACGAUCACAUGAGAUCUGCAUUACUAGAGCGAAUGCCUAUUAUGGAAAAAACGGCCACUAACGGCCCAGCAGAGAUUGUCCAGACCAAUGGAGAAACCGAUUCAACCAUCCUGGACACAAAACAUCUGCCCAACAUCACUCAACCAGCCAGUCAGGCAAAUGAUUUAUUAGACCUACUCGGAGGUAAUGAUGUGGUACCUGUUAUCCAAACAACGGUCCCCACAAAGCCUGCGUCAGCUGGAGGAGAACUGCUGGAUCUGCUGGGAGACCUUUCUCUGACAGGUGGUCCGACCCCCACCCCUGCUCCCUCUGUGCCCAUGUCCCAGCCCCCUUUCCUUUUGGACGGUCUCACCUCGCAACCCCUCUUCAAUGACAUUGCAGCGGUCAUUCCGCCAAUGACGGCGUACAAUAAAAACGGUCUGAAAAUUGAGUUCACUUUUGAGAGGUCCAACCCCAACCCCAAUAUUGCAGUUAUCACCAUCCACGCCACCAACUCCACUGAGGCUGAAAUGACAGAGUUUGUGUUCCAGGCUGCAGUACCAAAGACAUUCCAGCUGCAGCUUCUGUCCCCCAGCAGUAAUGUGGUUCCAGCCCUCAACCAGGGAAGCGUCACGCAGGUCAUCAGGGUCCUCAACCCACAGAAGCAACAGUUGCGAAUGCGGAUCAAGCUGACAUACACUCACAAAGGCUCUCCUGUACAAGACCUGGCCGAAGUCAACAAUUUCCCUCCUCAGUCCUGGCAGUGAUUUGCCACCCUUCUCAAUCUUAAAGACCCCCAGCAAGGGAACUAUGGGAAAGAUGUCCCCUCCCCAUUCCCAAACGAUCCCCCGUGACAUCACCACAGACGCUGCCCUGGGGUUGCAUGGGAAGCAGUGGAAUCCUCCUGACACAGUCAAGAGUUGAUGGUAUAAAGACUGAUGAUGAUGAUGAUUACAGUGACAUUGAUGAAGAAAAAUCACAUCUCAAUACAUAUCUUUUCAUUCAUUUCUUUGCCCGUCUGUCUUUCUCUCUCUACUUCGGGUUUAGUGCAAAAUGUCCAUACUCACACUUGCACUUAGCGUUGUGCACUUCACUUUAUCUGUCACUGUAGUGCACUCCCACACUCCUGCUCACCCCAAACAUGAGGAAACAUCCCUGGUGGCCACUAUACAAAGGAGCUGCUUGUCUGUUUUGUUUGAUUUUGUCCAUGUUUUUAAUCUUGUUAAUGGGUUUGGUGUAUUUUAAGAAAAGCAACGACAUAUUGAAUUAAUUGCAAAGUCUGAACAUUUGCCCCUUUAAGCAUUUCAGAAUCAAGAGGAAAAUGGGUUGUGAUGAUGUCGCCUUAAAUCAUCGUUGUACAUGGCAUUUAGUAAUUGUCGUGUAAGGUUGAUCCAAUGUCCCGGAUACAAGCGAUGUGGUGGCUACACCGUAUUUCACAUGAAAGCGUUGUCUGUCAGCAGUAAUGUACACACUAACAGAUCUGUCCAGAAGUGCUUGACCUUCAUCACAUGUAUCAUCAAGAAUAGGCAACAGCGCAUACUUUGAUUUUUUAGACAGCGUCUAAAUGUCUUCGACAUCGACACUGGAGCGUCUCUUUUUGAGGUGACAGAGAGAGAGAGGGAGUGUGUUGCUCGUUAAUUUUUGUGCAGCUUACAUCACCCAAUAGUUUUUCAUCAUCAAAGCUGGACACUUUUCCCCCCAAAACCUUUAAUUUGGCAUAUUGCAGUUUUGUUUGCCUCUACUAGUCACAGAUGGUGUGUUCUCGUAUUGUUUUUUAAAUCUUAAAAUACAUUUAAAUAGAUUGAAAAUAGCCUACACUGAAGACGUUGUCAGUUUUAAGAUUUUUAGCUCAAUCAUUAAGCAUUGAAAUCGAUAAAAAAUGUAGUUAAAGAGUGUGAUCUUGAAAUUGAUUUCUCAUUAAAUUAACACCCAGCGAUGUAUAAUGAGGUUAUGGUCAGCGUAGAUGCUGUAAAUAUAGACUAUUAAUAUAAGGCCUUCAUGAAUGUAGUUCCAUGCACUGAAUGGACUUUUUUUUUGACUUUCUGCAGUGAUUUGAAGUAUGGAAAUAUUGCCUGAACUAAAGCAAUGUGCCUUUGUCAUAGCCAGGUAAACAGAAAGCCCUGAGAGUUGACUGAAGAGUAGAGGACUUUUUUUUGUUUCGCAGUCAUUUCACUCGAGUUCUCGUUCAGAGGGCGUUGUACUGUCGGCGUGCAUUAGUUAGUGUCUCUUCUUGCAGCUUCCAAAGGCAGUUUGCAACAUUAACCUGAAUAUACCUCACACUGUCGUCUUGUUUUGUCUUUGUCGGCUAGGAAGAGCACUAUGAUUGUUUCAUCAAGUCAUGGAAAUCCUCACUUCACGUCAUCUGUCGCUGCUCUUCGUUUCCUUCAUCACUUUGCGUAAUUGCAUUUGCUAUGCCACACUGAAGUCUGGUGACCAAAUCAAGAGAUGUUCUUUGGGCUUGGGAAAAAUGUUAACAAUGUUAUGUAUAUGGAGAAAGAACGAAAAAAAAAAGACUUCUCAUUCUAAUAGCCUCUUUGUGUUUUGUUGCGAUUCUUUCGAUUUCUUGGCUUUUUCUGUACAUUUCUGAGGGCUUUUAAGAUGCAUCAUCUGUUUCUUUUCAUCCCUUUUUAAGAUCCGGUUUUCUAAGACUUGCUUCCAGUGUAUAAUGUUUGAAGCUGUCCCUCAGAAGGUAGUUUAAUUUAACAACUUACCUGUUUGAUUGAUUGAUUGUUUAUUGGAAAGAAACUGUACUAUGUGCUGCCUGUAUAUUGUAUAUAAUUGUAAAACGCAUCAACCAGAUCAAAUCAAAUAAAAAUCCCAUUUGAAGACCUGUGACGUUCAGCUAGGGGUGUAAUGUGCACAUGAUCUUGAGUUGGCUUUGUUUUAUCUAAAUGUGCGGUGGAUCACAGUCAUUUACAACUGAAAAAAUGAAAUGCUGCUUAUGGACACCGAUAUGAUUUGAUGAUCUGCAGCUGAUUUGUUUUAUUUUAAUUUUUUUCCGUCAUGUACUCCCAGUUUUACAUAAUGCAAUUUAAAGGGAGAGUUUAGUUCACUCCAAACUUGUAUGAAUGACUUUCUUCUGUGGAACACAAAAUAAUAUAUUUUGAAGAAUGUGUAAACUGUCCAAAUCAAGACUAGACUCCAUUGAUUUUCCAUUAUAUGCAGACAUUAAGUUUCAAUAUCAUUUGUGUUCCACAGAAGCAGGUUUGAAGUGACAUGAACUACACUUUUAAAAACAAAGGUGCUUCAUGAUGCUGUAGAAGAACCUUUGUUGUUGUCUAAAUGGUUCCAUAAAGAACCUUUAACCUUUGAAGAACCUAUUGGUUUUAAUGAAAAGUGGCUAAAGAUGGUUCUUCAGAUUAUAAAAAGAAAAGGACGAGAUGACCUUUGAAUGAUUGGUUCUUUGUGGAGUCAAAAAUGGUUCUUCCAUGGCAUCGCUAUAAAGAACCUUUUAAAGCACCUUUUAUUUUUUAGAGUGAAUCUUCAGACCCCUUUAUAGUAAACCAAAGUUAUAGUUUUCCCAUAAACCACCCUAUAUUCUCAAAAAGUCCUUUUUUAUGAAGCAUUUGGAGUUGAGGCAUAACUUCAUAUAAAUUGCUGUUGGGAAAAGCAAAAUAUCCCUAUUGUGAGAACAUGAUUUGUCCUUGAAUGUUUCGAUGACUCUUUAGUGAACUUGCAUUACAUUAGCUGGCAGCCUGUGGUUGAGAGGUGCGUAACAAUAGUAAAUGGCGAUGACAUGGCACUUUUUCAUUAACAAUCUUCUGCUUUUUACACUAAGACCUUUGGGCAUUGAAGAGGGCCAGACAACCAUCGGUUUCGUCAACACCAAAUUAUUUUUUUUUCAGCUGCAUGUGAAAAAAGCAAUGUAAAUAUUGUCAUUUCUACUCUUUAUGUAAACAUCCUGAAGUAAUGCAACCUAAAUUCGAAUUUUCAAGUCACCACUAUUCACUAUAUCUUGCGAUACAUGCACAGACCUUUGUACAUUUGGAAAUACACUGUUGAUUCUUCAAUUAAUCCUCAUUAAGAAGCAGUCUUGGGGACUGGGUGUCACUGCUUGACCCGGAGGACUUUGUAUCACAUGCUUGGAUGAUCGCCUUCUCCAUCAGAAUCCCUUUGUAAUCUGUAAAGGUAUCGGUUAUUUUUUUUUUUGAGUGUAUCUAUACAUGUGCUCUCUACUCGGAUAUUUUACACUUGGUAUUCAACACAUCUGAACUUGUGCAGGAGGGGAGGAUGACCCCAAUGAGUCUGACAUGAUGGACGAUCCUCAAGGAAUGAGUGCUGGACUGAGUUCAUGAUGAUGGAAGAAAAUGACAUGGGAUAUUUUAGACUUAUGCUGUGUAUUAUUGUCUUUGGGUUGGAGAAAAUGAUCAAAUAAAAACAUUCAAACUUGA